This is a messenger RNA of Marasmius oreades (fairy-ring Marasmius), 2472 nucleotides long. RefSeq lists its product as uncharacterized. NCBI's taxonomy places the organism in Eukaryota, Fungi, Basidiomycota, Agaricomycetes, Agaricales, Marasmiaceae. The record is from RefSeq and is a predicted model, not a curated record. Bases 800 to 2425 code for a protein of 541 amino acids. The transcript is spliced from 14 exons.
GCGGGCUCGGCACCGCCCAGAAGCAACCCACUGGCAGAGCGGUAUUCACAACCUGGAAGAAUACGAAGGUUCUGGUAGUGAUAUACGGCUUCUUCGAUGGAAUGAGUGCGAGAGGAGCAGAUAUGGGUGCUCAAUGCUUGUGGGUCCCAGCCGCAGACCCUCGAAGACUGAUAAGAUAAGGUAUAUCGCACAUGGUUCGGCGGCGCCUGUUAGAAGUCACAGUCACGCUGGGAUCCCCCUCUCGCUUUCCCCAUGUCUCAACGGCGAGCAAUGCUCUUUCCUGCGUGAGUACGUUUUUGCAGCAUCGUUUAGGUUAUUUCUAUUUUCCCUGCUGUCGGUGGCAGCUGGCUACCUUUCGGCAAGGGAAGGUUGAGGCCUCGGGGCUGGUAAUCCGGAUUAUCCCAGCAGCCAUGGAACUUUUUAGACUAUUCCUGUUCAAUGGUGCGUGUAUGAUAUAGGCCAUUCGUGGAAGAGGAUAUCAUUGAUUUCAUUGAUCCGGGCUCUAUGCAAAAUGCGUCAAACAGCGGUUUACACUGUGGGUUAUGGGCGGUCUAUAUAUUUUUCAUUUUAUUUUUGUCAAGGAAUUGAAUCGCAAAUGCAGUUGAGCAAACAGCCCUAACACACCGGCUUGCUGUCAGGCGUGGAUUCUUCGCAAAUGGUGGUAUCGAUAAAGGACUGCCAUGGUUCCUCAUGUAAACCAAUAGAGUGGUCAAAACCGCUGAUCAACAGAAGAGAUUGAACAGCCUCGAAGCACGUCAUUCAUUAAAAAACUGUGGAGUCAUGAGACCAUCAGCAUUGUAUGCACGCCUUCCAAGGGGCAUCCAAAGUAUCCAUUCAAAAUGCCACAUUCACCGAGAUCGCUGGACAUCAAACAAUAAAUCACUACACAACCGUUCGGGAUACCAAUGAGAGAAAACCUACGAUCUACGACGAGUUCAAGCAAAUCAAGAUUGGAGACGUGUACAUUGUCCGGGAUAUCCAUCACGACGAGUUUCCUCGAUGGAAGUACGAUCGGAUAAGAUUGCGCCAGGACCCGGCGAGACCAAACGCAGUGAGGACGAUAUCUGUUGCCGAGAUAGAUGGUAAACAGGGGAGGUUUACGGUCCUGUCUUACACUGGAUCCGGAGCAGCGGAGGUAUGGGAGGAGGACUUCCGACACGUUUUUCGAGGCCGAGACGCGAAGAACAUUCAACUCUUUGGUAUCAAUCGGUCGAUUUUCCCCAUGUUGCUCUUUCACAACGAGCUUUUGCCUCUCAGUCAUACGUGGGAUCAGCUCCAUGUGUUAGGACAAGCAUACUUCCAUUCACUGGCAGAGAGUUUGGGAUGUCAUAGAAGUGAGCUGUGGAUAGACUACAAACAAGGGGCUUUGAUUCGUGGAGUCGAGGGGCCCAACUGCUCUCUCAACUCUUGGAUCUUCUCUGGUGUCAAGACCUCGUCUUCAAGCGUCGAGCUUCUCCAAGCGGAUGUACUCUGGCGCUACUUAUCUCGAGUCGCGUUGGAAUGCGAAUUCGACGGAGAUGUUAUCUAUUUGUUCGAGAUACAUCCUCGCAAGUACGAUCAUUGCGUUGAUUUCAACCCAAAUCAACCAAUCAUUUUUUCGACUUCCGAAGGUUCCACCAUUGCGGUCGGAAGUGCAGUCUGGUUAUGUUCUAGGAACUGCCUUGGCUCUAGGGCGGUGAUGGCGAACGGGAAAACAAGAUUUACCCUCGUUAAUGACAGUGAUGAUUCAAUUUUGUUCUUGAACACCAGUACGUUAGACAGUGUUAAUGCUUGGCUCUCGCAAGCUUCUAGUGUUUUCCAUGCACUUGGUACCUCAUUGGACCAAGACCUAUCCAAAUACAAAACCAUCGUGCCGGACAUUCGAUUGAUAGGAUCGAUUGAUGACUCUGAGGUGGCACGGGCACGGCGCUCAGCAACCUCUUUCCCCAUUUACUUUUUCGUUCCCCCAUCCCAUCUUCCAGCACAUCAUUUCUGGUCUCACGACGAACAUGGGCGAACCCGCAUUUCGAGCAAGGAGUGCAAGUACCUUGGCCUUCCCACCAAGCUACGAAUGAAUGUGCACUCUCCUGACCAAUUUUCCUGGCCAACCAAGACAUAUAAAGACCUCCAUAGAUGGCAGGUGCUUCGAGGAUUCGACCCGAUCACCACCGAAUUCGCUAAGCACCUAGGUCAUCUCACUUUCGAAGUCUUACACCGGAAAUCAAGUCCAUUUGAAGAAGUUGGUGAAGAUGACCAGGAAGAUCUAUCACUAGAUCAGCUAUUUUAUGACAUUGAGUCCGAAGGCCUGUCAGCUUCAAUAGAGGCUGACCAACUUUCCGACCUGUCGACUACUAGUAGGGGUCAUGGGCUCGUCUGGAUUCUUACAGCUUUCUUGCCAACGUUAUUCUCAUAUCUCACUACAUGGGUCAAAGUCAUCACACAGUAGCACGCUUUUGCUGCGUUAUUCAACACGUACCAUCAGCAAAAAUACAC